CAAAUACCAGCAAAGGGCUAUGUGAAAGAAUUCACUUGGCAUUCUCUCAAAACAUGCAUUAUGAUGUUCAAAUUAUUACUAAUCAUUAACUUUACAUUGACAUUUCGUUAUUUAGCAGAUGCAUUUUAUCCAGAGAAUAGUUUUGUAGACAAUAAAAUGUAUAACACUUUUAAUUCAUGGUUAGUAUUGGUGACAUUGAAUGGUUGCUGAUCAUUCACACACUUCGUUCAUUCAGUACAUCUCAGGGAAACACACACACAUUCCUAAGGGAAAUUAGUGGAGCUAAUCCAUGUAAAUUCGCACACCUCCCAUCAAGUUUUGUGUGUGUGUGUGUGUGUGUGUGUGUCACUUUGGGCUGUAAUUGUGUUGAUGGUAACUGACCGGUCCAGCUGAGGGGAGUUAUUCACCAAUACAUAUCAGUUCAGUUUUGGUUUUGUGUGUCACAUGAUGGGUCACCAUCCAUGAAGAGAUGUUAAAAAGGCAGUCCAAUAUCUUCUGAGAGACUCAUAAGUUAAGUGGUGGGGUGGGGAAAGAAAAAGCCACGAGAUCUGAUCACAGUGAGAACAUAAGCAGACCAAGAAUGAACCAAGAAGGCAAAGUUGAAUUAUGUUCUCCUUCCACAGAGAGCAUAAUCAUUGCUGGGAUUCAAACUGUUAUGAUGAUGGAUCUAAAGCUUUUCUGUAGCACUUUUCUGUAGAUUAAGUGUUAAUCUAUUUAAGUAAAGACCUGGAAGAGUUUAAAAGUUGUGGAUUUUAUCACAUUAUAGUACUUUUAAUGAAAAAGUAUUAAUUCAUAUAAUAACCUGAAAAAGUAUGUGUAUAUAAUAUAAAGAGAGAGAGAGAGAGAUGGAAAAAUCUAUUAAUUCUAGGCACUAUUUCAUCUUCAUGGUACUACAGGUUGAUGUCAUUACUUCUGCAUUCAGGAAUUUCCCCACUGAAAAAAAACAAACCUUCCUUCAUUCUAAACAGUGCUAACUUUUAUAGGGUGAUGUUUCUCCAUUCGUAUGCACAGAGUUAUGUAGUGAUUAUAAAACCAGUCAAUCCACAUUUUCAAAAUCCUCUCAGCGUACAUCAUUUAAAACCAAUGGAAACUGGUGAUGUUCUUAUGCAACGCACACCUGUGACAUACAUGGAAACAGACCUGUUAUACCAGUCAUCAACUCCACCUACUCUAGGUCUAAAAUAUAAGUCUUGUGUUUUUGAGUGGUGGAUUGUUUCAUGAUCUACAGGUCACCUCAGACUUCUGUCCCCACCAUGGCUGCAUCCAGCUGUGCUCCAGAUGACUUUUCAUGCCCUGUGUGUUUGGAAAUACUGUGUGACCCAGCGACGCUUGCUUGUGGUCACACCUACUGCCUUCGGUGCAUCCAGAAGCACUGGGAUAAAGCUUCUGCAAAGGGCCAGUACUCCUGUCCUCAGUGUAGACAGGUGUUCAAACCCAGGCCCUCUCUGGGAAGAAACAACAUGCUGAUGGAAGCCAUGAAGAAACUGAGAGUAGGAGAACAGGACAAGUCCUCACCCAUGUGUUCUUCACUAACUCCAUGUGCUGUCGUGUCGGUGAACCCUUCUCUCCAGCCAGCAGCAGGAAUGUCUGAUGGAGCUACAGUACCUGAUGUAAAAACAUCAGUGCAGGGGGGAUUAUAUCCUCAGCUUCCUUCCACUUCAAUCAAGCUGUGUCCAUUACACAAACAGGUGUUGGAGUUCUUUUGCUGUGAUGAUAAAGAGAGUGUGUGUGAUGAAUGUAGCCUCGUACAACAUAAGGGCCAUCGAGUGGUGCAUCCAGAUGAAGAAAAGGAGCAAGAGGUGUCAAAAAAGAAAGCAAAGAUACAAAGAAGUAUUCAAGAAAGAGAGAGGUUGAUCCAGACACUACCACAGAUUUUUCAAGCUAAAAAGACUGCCAUUCAGGGGCUACAGGCAGAGAAUCUGCAGGUUUUUGAUGAAGAAAUGAAGAGUUUGUUGUUGAUGAGAUCACAAGUAAUGGAACUCCUUCAAGCUUAUGAGGCCUCCAGUUAUAAUCGUCUAGAGAGCCACCGCUAUAGACUACAGGAGGAGAUCAGCCAACUAUACAAAGAAGAUGAAGAGCUAAAAAGACUAACCAACUCUCAGGACUCCAUUCAAUUCCUAAAGACACUUGACACCACAGAUGGUGAAGAUGUGGUUGGAAAUGCACAGCUGGAGAUCUUACCCCCAGAGUCAGUAGAGUCUGGGAUCAGAUUAGCUCUUGGUGCUUUCAGAGAGGGGCUGCAUGACCUUUGUAAAGGAGGCUUGGCCAGUAUCUUCAGAGUUGUGAAUGAUGCAGAAAAAAUGGCAACAGUACUUAAUGCUCAGGCAUCAGAGAAAUCCCCCAAUCCCAAUAAUUUGCAGGCUGCUUCUCAAAAUACAGCUCCUGAAAUGACACCUGCAUCUAACAACAGUGACGACAAACCUAAAACCACAACACUUCAGCAUCCUGCAGCUUCCUCUCCAAAUUUGGAGAAGAACUUGACUUCCAUAAGUAUGGAAAUUCCAACACCUGAAUCAAGAGAGGAAAUGCUGAAAUUCCGCUUUGAGCCCACAUUGGACCGCAACAGUGCUUAUCGUCACAUCCGCUUGUCUGAUGGAGAUCGCAAGGCCACUCUGCGUGCAGAAAAUCAGAAUUACCCAGAGCACACUGAACGCUUUGUCUACUGGAGACAGGUCAUGUGUCGGGAGCCUUUGGCAGGAAGUCCUUACUACUGGGAGGUGGAAUGGACAGGACAGAAGGUCACUAUUGGUGUAACCUAUAAAGAGAUUGGGCGCUCCACAGCGGAUGACCGCUCCAGACUGGGCCAUAAUGAGUACUCAUGGAGCCUGUACUGGUCAGGCACAGCCUUCUCUCUGUGGCAUGCAGGAAAGGAAACUGUGCUAGCUGCUCCUAAAGGCCGGCGCAUCGGGGUCUAUGUGGACCAGCAGUCAGGUGUGCUGGCCUUCUACAGGGUCUCUGACAACCAGGCCCACCAGAUCUGCUGUGUCCAAACUGAAUUUAGGGGAGCUCUCUACCCUGGGUUCCGUUUCUGGACUGGUGUGGGUUCUACCAUCAACAUUUGCCAGCUGGGCUGAGUGAUUUAAGAUCCUUAUUUGGACCUAUUUGACUGAUGCUGCACUGUUUAUGACUCUUAUUUUCUUUCUCAGUUAAAUGUUAAAAGUACAAAGACUUAUGACUUUCAUGUGAGUGAAAUUAAUUCACCACUAGAUGUUGCUACAGGCAUACGAAUCACAGAGACAUUUCCUAUGUAAAAAAAACCCCCAAAACCCUCAGGAAUAGAUCACUCCAUCUGUGGCUAUUUCAUGGUUUAUAAAGUACAAGGGUGUGGUGCUGGUGUAAUUAUUGGAAACAACUCAGACGGGAUGACAAAUUAAAGGAAAAAAAUGACCGAACAUUCUUUAGAAGAUGUGGGGUCACCACGAGCUGCCAGAAUAGCUUCAGUGCAACAUGGCACAGAUCCUACAGGUCUCUGUAACUGAACAUCAUUCUUCCAAAAGAUAUUGCAAUUGCAGAAUGUCUCCACCCUUCUGUAUGAAUACACAACCUACUUAGUGGCUGCUUUAACUUAAACGUGUUUGGUAUAUGAAGUUAAACUGAUGAAUUUGUCUGGAGUUUUGGUUUGAUGAGCCUUUAAAUAAUAAAUAAGUACUUCAUUUAUAUGCUUUUACAUUACAAAACCACCUCUCAUAUGAACUCCAGCAAACGUUCACUUCUUGCCACCAACAUAAUUAUUUUUUAUAGAAUAUUAUUAAUAUUUCAUCAGAUAAUUCCAAAAACAGAAAAAAUCAUAGAUUUUGUAUCAGUCUUCAUGUUCUGUUGGUAUCUCAUUUGAUUUCUUCCUGUAUUUUUGCACAUUUAGGCUUUGGUCUCUGGUCUAUUUUCACUGUUCUCCCUAUGCAACAUUUGGGCUUGUCCUGAAAUCAAGUACACAGAAAAUGUUUAAAGUACCUCUGAACUUAAAGAUAUGAUUUUUGAAUAGUUACUUUUUGGAUGGCAGAUUAUACAGAUACAGUAUAACACAGUACAAAAGUCAUACAAUAAGUUCAUGAUGGUUUGAGCCUAUCAUAGUCCAAUAUUCCAUUUACUUGGGAAGAAGGUUAUUUAGCCCCAUAAACUAGCUAAUUUACUAAGCUAAUUUUACUAAUGUCAUUGAACACUGAAUAUAACAAAAUUGUGUUAUUUUGUAGAGUUUGGGCUACUGGUAAAUAAAUCAGAAUAUGAAAACCAUAUUAGAAUAUGUCUCUCUGAAAAUUUGUGAGCUAUUUUAAUGGUUUUUACAUUAUUAUAUAAGCUAUACCAUAUAUUUACUUAUUCAUAUAUAUUCAUAGAUCCUGACAUUUUAAUAAAGGUCAGGAAGUAGAAAUGUUCCUAGACAUUUUUUAAACAUAAGUCAACAUGAAUCCAGGGAGUAACUGCAGUAGUACACAGUGUGCUCAGGAGUGUGUGUGUGUGGGGUCGGGGGGAUUUGAAAAACCUGUUAUUUUUGG
Molecule: messenger RNA, 4487 nt
Organism: Ictalurus furcatus (blue catfish)
Lineage: Eukaryota; Metazoa; Chordata; Actinopteri; Siluriformes; Ictaluridae
Gene: ftr86
Product: finTRIM family, member 86
Exons: 9
Coding region: 1218-3074 (618 amino acids)
Molecular function (GO): protein binding; zinc ion binding
Source: RefSeq, a predicted model, not a curated record